This is a messenger RNA of Carassius carassius (crucian carp), 2311 nucleotides long. RefSeq lists its product as uncharacterized. Lineage: Eukaryota; Metazoa; Chordata; Actinopteri; Cypriniformes; Cyprinidae. The coding region runs from base 84 to 1526 and encodes 480 amino acids. The transcript has 2 exons. The record is from RefSeq and is a predicted model, not a curated record.
UCGAACUACUGGAAGCCAAAACAAUUCGCAUAAAGGUGGAUGUAAUACGCCGGUAUGCAACACCCUUGUUACGUAAAGGUGACAUGCCCCAUCUUCACGCCACUAUGGAAGCAGUCAUGCCACGCCUACGCAGUACUGAGAGGAAAUUUGCCAAAGACCCGCAACAAGCUGAUGCCUAUUCCUCCGAAAUCCAGAAAUUGGUUCAGUCAGGAGCAAUCAGAAGGCUCAGUUCAGAAGAAAGAGAAGGAGGCUUUGAAUUGAGGCAAUGGGCCAGCAAUAUUCCAGCUGUCAUUAACCAUCUUCCACCUGAAGCAAGAUCGGAUGGGUUUGAACUCUGGCUAGCCCAUGAAAAGACUGAUGUCCAAGAGUCCACAUUGGGCCUUAGCUGGAAUUGCCCAGCAGAUGUCCUGACUUACCGUCACCGGCCCAUGGAUCAUGGGGCUCCAACCAUGAGGAUUAUUUAUAAAGUUUUAGCCAGUCAGUAUGACCCCUUAGGAUAUAUCCUCCCGUAUACUACGAGGGCUAAGGUACUGGUCCAACAACUUUGGAACAAGCAGCACAGCUGGGAUGAUACUAAACUUCCCCAAGCCUUGGUUCAGAGCUGGAAUGAAUGGGAAAGUCAGCUGCAGUUUCUUCACAAAAUCAGUUUCCCAAGAUCAUAUGUACCAGCUUCAGUAGAUCAGACAAGAUCUAUUACAGACCUUCACGUGUUCAGUGAUGCUUCAGAGAGCGCAUAUGGAGCAGUCGCCUACCUGCGCACUGAAGAUCAGCAGGGUAAGAUCCAUCUGUCAUUCGUAUUGGUACGUUCUAGAGUAGCACCUAAAAGAGUCCUGUCAAUACCCCGCUUGGAGCUCUGUGCUGCGGUAAUUGAUGCACAGCUAAAAACCCAGUUGCAGAAGGAGUUAACAUUGCCACUUCGCCACACAGUUCUCUGGACAGACUCAACUACAGUGCUGUCUUGGAUUCAGUCAGAGUCUUGCUAUUUCAAGGUUUUCGUCGGUACUAGAGUGGCUGAAAUCCAUGAGCUUACCAACACCACCGCUUGGCGAUACGUGGAUUCAGCUCAAAAUCCAGCGGACGACCUUACAAGAGGAAAGACUCUAAAAGACCUUGCUAAGCCAAACAGAUGGAGCCAUGGGCCCCCAUUCCUGCUCCUUUCCUCAGAGAACUGGCCAGCAAACCCUACAGAGUGCCCCAAGAUCGACAAGUCUGAGUUCAAGAAAUCUGCAUUCUGUGGAGUUGUAGCUGUAAACAGACAAUUUGGCAGUGAGUACAAGUCCUGGACAGAGCUGGUGAAGGCCAUUGCACAGGAGCUACAUGGGGCAGCUGGAGAGUCAGGAGAACCUACAGCAAACACUUACCAAACAGCCGAGACAUUCAUACUCCAGAAGGUGCAAAGUGAGAGUUUCCAUGAAGAAUUACAACGAUUGAGAUCAGGCAAACCUCUUCAACAUAAUAGCAGCUUAUUUACCUUAACUCCAGAAUAUGACACAUCGACCAAUCUAAUCCGGGUUGGUGGUAGGUAACGACAUGCAGAAACCUUAGAUCCUGCCCUGAAACAUCCAUUCGUACUAGAUUCUAGACAUCCAGCCGUGAAAUUACUUAUUCAAGACUUUGAUGAAAGACUCUGCCAUCCAGGUCCUGAUCGGGUGUUUGCAGAAAUAAGGAGAAAAUUCUGGGUGUCAAGAGGAAGAGCAGCCAUCCACAUCUUACAGCAUGCCUGUACAGAAUGUCAAUGACUCAGAGCCAAACCUAGCUUUCCCAAAAUGGCAGACCUUCCUUUGGCACGCUUACGCCUCUACAAACCAGCUUUUCAUUCCACCGGUAUGGAUUGCUUCGGCCCUUUCCUUGUAAAGAUUGGUCGACGAGUAGAAAAGAGGUGGGGAAUCCUGUACAAGUGUCUUACCACACGAGCCGUACACGUGGACCUGCUGAACAGCUUGGACACAGAUUCAUUUCUGAUGUCGCUACAUAGGUUUAUUGCUCGAAGAGGUUCCCCAGUAGAAUUACUGUCAGACCAAGGAACAAAUUUCCGAGGUGGUGAACGGGAACUGUGCGAAGCAUUCCAGGCCAUGUCACCUGAUCUCCAGCGAAAACUCGCACCACAAAAGAUAGCAUUCCAUUUCAAUCCCCUGCAGCACCACACUUUGGGGGAGUGUGGGAAAGGGAGAUAAGAUCCAUUAAAAUGGCACUAUCUACAACUACUGGGGACCAAACAGUACCAGAGGAGGUACUCAGGACUGUUCUGAUCGAAGUAGAGAACAUCCUUAACUCCAAACCCCUCGGGUAUGUGUCUUGUAAUGUGGCUGAU